UUGCCCCUCUUCCAGGCCAGCUCUCUGCUGUGGCCCGGGAAGGCAGUGGAGGAUGGCCCAAGUGCUUGGGCUCUGCACCCGCAUGGGAGACCAGGAUAAGUACCUGGCUCCUGGCUUUGGAUCGGCUUGUGCGCCAGCUGUGGCAGCCAAUUGGGGGGUGAACCAACGGAAGGAAGACCUUUCUCUCUGUCUCUCUCUCUCUGUCUAACUCUGCCUGUUUAAAAAAAAAAAAAAUUAUUUACCAGCACAAGCAAAGUAGAUAUACAGCUACUCUCACAGGAGGAUUCCCAGGCACGUCAGUGGGAAAAGCAAAGUGUGGAUUUAUAGGUACAGCAUGAAUCCAUGUGUGUAGAUAAACAAGUUUAAAACUUGUAUUUUGUUGUGUAUUUGAACUUACAUAAAUGCAUGCAAACAAAAACAAAAAAAUAUAUAGCAAAAAGGUUUGAAAGGAUAUAUGCCAGACUGGUAAAGAAAGGGAGAAGGAGGCUUGCUUUUUUUUUUUUUUUAACUAUUUUACUCUGUAUCUUCUCUAUUUGAAAAAUGUGCAUAAUACAUACAUGAGCGCACACAUAUUUGCACUCUCAAACCCAAAGCUGGUGAUAUAGGAAAUGACAAAAUGGUAAGUGUAUUCUCAUUUACAUCAGGAAUGGGUUACGUACUCUGAUUCUCACUACUGUUACUUGCAAUUGUUUUGGAAGCUGCUAGCUAGCCAGUGCUGUUAGAUAAGAGAAAGGAAUGGGGGCAUAAAUAUUGGAUGUGAGGAGGCAAAAAACAUCGUUCAUUGAUGAUGACAUUAAAUUACUGAAUCUCUGGAAAGCCAAAGAGAAUUGCCUGGAAAAAUGUAGAGACGUUGAAUAUAUAUAUAUAAUCCGUGCAUGUGGAAUGCUGUAGACAACUGAUUUUUGUCUCCAGGGAGAAGGGAGAAGGUAAAGGGAAAAUUUACUUUUUUAAGUAUUUUUAUUUCCACCUCCAAGAGUAAUUUUGUAUCAUGUUUGUAUAUUAAUGUACAAAACCCCUAAGUUAAAAUUCGUUUCAUUUGAUUUCUCCCCAGUAAUUGAGAAAAUUAAGAAAACAGAAAAAAAGAUAGAGUUGGGGGAAAGAAAAACCCCAUGAAAAGGUUUGAAAGAACUUAAUCUGAAACAAAACAUUCUGUAUCAGACUUGCACAUUUGUGAUUAAAAGGAAAAUGAUGUCAUGGAGGAAAAGUCCUUGCUUUGGCCAGAAUAUGAGGAAGGGCCUGAGUCUGAACUUUGGAGGGGAUGUGGAGAGGGACAGCUUGGAAGCACAGACGUGACAAGACUUUACAACAAGCACUCUUGGUGGUGAACAUUGGUGGUAAUCCUGAGAAGACUGACCUUUGUUGAGGACAGCUGGUACUGAUGAUGUUGUAGGUCCUGAAGGCAUGGAGAAAUUUUGUGAAGACAUUGGGGUUGAACCAGAAAAUGUAGUUAUGCUUGUCCUUGCUUGGAAAUUGGAUGCACAGAACAUGGGUUAUUUUACUCUACAGGAAUGGUUAAAAGGAAUGACUUCUCUACAAUGUGACACAACAGAAAAACUCAGAAAUACUUUGGAUUACUUAAGAUCAUUAUUAAACGAUUCUACAAACUUUAAACUGAUUUACAGAUACGCGUUUGACUUUGCACGGGAAAAGGACCAGCGCAGCCUAGACAUAAACACUGCCAAGUGCAUGUUGGGACUGUUAUUAGGAAAAAUCUGGCCCCUUUUUCCAGUUUUUCACCAAUUCUUAGAGCAAUCAAAAUACAAAGUUAUUAACAAAGACCAGUGGUGCAAUGUGCUAGAGUUUAGCCGAACAAUUAAUCUCGACCUGAGCAACUACGACGAAGAUGGAGCAUGGCCAGUGUUGUUGGACGAGUUUGUGGAGUGGUAUAAAGACAAACAGAUGUCUUAGGACUUUAUACAUAGCAGCGAGAGAGUCACUGUUACCACAGUUAUGUCAACCAUUAGCCAUAAAUUGCUGUUUGUAUCAAAGCGCAUGCUGCUUUUCUUGCACUGUCUCCCUUUGGCAGGGAUGUUUUGGUGUUUGCUAUUGACUGGACCAGCUCUGUUUGCUGUGUAGCAUUGUUCUCUUGAAAGGCUGCUUUGCAGUUUGUAUUUACACUACAGAUUGGUGAAUUUGCCAACGUCCUCACUGUGAUUAUGUGUAUAUUGCUGUUUAAAUUUUGUAUAUGUGUAUAAAAAGAAAAAGCUUCACCUAGAGAUUAUUUCUGCAAAAAUGUAUUGUACAAAUAAUUUUGUGGCAUAUUUCUAGUCCCUUUUUUCAAAUGAACCAAUUAUACUUCAUUUGGUCUCAAAUGUAGCAUUUCAGAAGAUGAGACAAAACAACCUUAACCAUGAGCAAACAUUGCCAGAAUUAACCUUACUGUUUAAGAGGCCAACUUUUGGAAGGGGGUGGGAGUCCUAAACUAACUUUUCAGUGGCAUAGGCCAAAUCCCAUUUGGUUUACUUAACAAUAUUAGCAUCUUAAAAUGAUGAACGUUAUCAACAUGUGUAACAUGCCACCAUUCACUUCCACCAUGCAAGGCAUGGUUUUUUGUUUUGCAGUGUUAAAACUGUAGCAGCUUGGAUUUAGGUAUAAAUGACCAAAUUAAAAUGGCACCUUUUUAUUUUUUAAAUUGGGGUUUAAAUUCUUAUGAACUUUAUUUAACGGUAUUUUCCCUCCCUCCAUCCCUUCCUACCCGCCCCCCCCCCCCCCCCCCCCGGCAUCCUUUUAGCCAGUGUUGGAUCUGCUGAUGCUUUGUAUGCCAUGCUAAGUAAAGUUUAUUUUGCCUCCUCCAUGGAAAAAAAAAAUCUAAUGGUUUGCUGGCCAUUUAUAACUGCUGAGCACUUUUAGUUGUGGCUUGAAAUUUCAGUGAAUCUGUGUGGUGUCUGAUUUUCUAGGGUUUGUUUUUUUUUUUUUUCUUUUUUUUUUCUUUCUUUCAAAGAGCUGUGAGAGGAGUGUGUAGCUUCCUUUUAGUUUGUCCUCCUGGUUUUGUUUCUUUCAUGCUAGGCUUUUCCUGGCAGCACGUCCAUUGCUGGCAGUGGACACAGCCACCAGCAUUGAGCUCACCUGUCACAGGCGAGGACCUUUCCUGGAGGGGCCGUUUGUCAUUCCCUGAGUCACUUGUACAAAGGGGGGCUGCCGUUAUUUAUGUAGGUGAGAAAAUAAGAGUAAUAAGCAGGAUCAUAUUUUUAGGUUUGUGUUUUAUGGUUUUUUUUGUUGUUUUUUUUUUUUUUUUUUUUUUUUUGCCUUCUUGAGAAAAUGUGUAGAUAACAUGUUUUCGCCCAGCUAUCUGGUGCUAUUGAUGACUAAUUUAGUCUCUAAAGUUUUAUGAAAACACAAAAAUCUAGUGAUUUAACCCAAGUAAAGAGCUAAUGGUACAUGUGAACAAGUUAAAUGCUAUAGUUCUGAGCAAGAUGCACGAUUGAGCUUGUAAUGAUUGGAAGAAGUUUGGAAUCAUCUCGAAAUCUGGCCAAAAAUAUCUUCUAGCAUAAAUGUGAAUGUUUAAAUGGCAUUAAACGAGUAAAGCACACUGACAAUGCUACUCUUUGACCACUGUUGUAGUUUCUUUGCAAACAGUGUUCAGAUUUUCAUAUUUUUCCCUAACGGAACCACCAAAGACAGACAUUUUAUAUGUAUAUACAGUGUGUGUGCAUAUACAAAAUCAUGCUAUGGUAGAAUGCAACUACUUCCUUUUUCUACCAAAUAGAAAAGGUUUGGUUUGCUGUGAAAUAAACCAGAGGUUUAAAAAGCUCUGUAGUGAUGAAGCAUACUGAACCAUUCCUUGUUUGUACUCUUCACUUUUAACCUUACAAUCUAAUAGCAGUUUGCAUAAAUUAAUACCUGAAAGAAUAGCAAAUGUUGAUAGCAAGCAACAGCUAUUGAGAUCAUUCUGUGGACAAGAUUCUGAUGGAUAUGCGUGUGUGUGUGUUAUAGCAGUGACUAGCCAUGGGCAGACUUGGAUCUAUGGAGAAUUGAUUCAUUUUCUAAAGUACCCCAAAACAGUUCAAAAAAUUAAAGUUUAAAGGCAGCAGUUAUUAAAUUUGAUCAACUUUAGUUUUGUUUGAAGCAAAUAUAAAUCAUAGGUGAAAUUAUUUUAAAUAUGAUAUUAGAAUCUAGAGAAUCUUUUUAACACUAAGCACAGUUAGUCCUAAAAUAACAGGAUUAUUAGAAGGGAGAGGUGUUAGCAUUUUAUUGACAGUGAACGUAUUCAGGACAGGAGAACCACCCAGGGAAGAACCAUCUCCAGAUGUGUGAUAUGUAAGCAAGCAUUGCACAGGGACAAUCUUGCCUGUUCAGAAAACUCUAAAUCAUCUUUAAACUGCCUUGAAGCACAGACUUCUGUGACUAUGGGGUUGCAGAGUGCUUGCCCUCGGUUUUCUUGAUUUCACGUAGUUAUUUUUAAGAGGAGAAAAAGGAAUCGGACUGAGUAAUAAGAUGCUUUUUCUUAGACUUCCCUAAGUUACACAGAAUUGAACAUCAUCAGCCAGUUGUUGACUGGCUGAUGUUAAGUACGUGAGGGUGCCUUCUUCCGAGUUUACUCCAGUACCUGAGUCUGCACCCUUUCUCUCUCUUUUCUAUUGUGUUUUGAACUCCGCGUUACAAUACUCCAUUGUAAUGGAACACAGCUCUUAGGUGUUUACUGCUGCUGUAGGUCAGGAAUUUUAUCCUUUAAGUUGCCACAAACAUCCACUGUAAUGUUUCUUGCACCUUUUUGGAAGCAUGAACUCCGAAUUAGGGUUUUAUGAAUCUGACUAGGCAAACCUCUAAAUUUUGGUUCAGAUUUCUGUUGCCUGUCAAUUUCCAUUUUAACAGUGCUUUUGAAGUUUAUACAGAAAGCUUUAAAAGUUAGUUUGUGCCCUUGGUUUUUAUUCUUACAACUGCUAAAAUACCUCUGUAAGCCUUAUUCUAUAUUCUUUCAUAUGUUGUAUAAUAAAUGUAAAGAAUUCAUUGACCAACUGAAAUGUUGGGUGUCUGUAAAUGAGACCAAAAUGUGGGUUGCUUUUUUUCAUAAAAUAAUUUCUAUUUGGGGGUUACUGUUUAAUGAACAGCAGCUAACCUAUAACUGUGAAUGCUUCGUGUCGUCAGUAUUUGCAUUACAUUCAUAAAAGUGUGCAAGUCCUGUGACUCCCAGCUUAACUAAAAUACUGUUAUGCCACCUACCUUGAGUUCAGCAAACUGGUUUUAGGUUUUGAUGGAAUUGAUGUAAAAUGAUAUCCCAUAAAUAAAAAGUAUUUGUGUUUGGUUUCAGAACUGAUUAAUAAAUCCUUUAUUCUCUCUGA
Oryctolagus cuniculus (rabbit) is the source of this 5279-nucleotide messenger RNA. The record is from RefSeq and is a predicted model, not a curated record. Lineage: Eukaryota; Metazoa; Chordata; Mammalia; Lagomorpha; Leporidae.